AUGCUCACAACAACACCUUAUGCUUAUCCAAUGAAGAGAAUAGAAGAAAAAGGGGAUAUUGUGACUAUGGUUGAUUAUACAAACUUGUAUAUAAAAAACUUGGAUACCAAUGUGACGAGUGCUGAAUUAUUUAAACUGUUUCGAGUAUUUGGUCAUAUCAUAUCAGCAAGAGUCAUGAAAGAUGCCAAUACAGCUCUAUCGAAAGGUUAUGGAUUUGUUAGUUUCAAGCGUAUGGAAGACGCGCGUGAAGCCUUGAUACAGAUGAAUGGCUGUCUCGUUCAAACAAAACAUAUAAUAGUGAAUUAUCAUGAGCAUAAAAAGACAGUUCAACAAUAUCAAAAGAUGCAAACAGAAAGGAAUCGACAUAUGAUAAAGAAUAAGAGCGAAAGCAGUUAUUCACCUGAACAAAAGUUUAUUCAACCAUGGCAUGAAACCAUUUGGAUGCAUCCCAUGUAUCCACCAAUGCAAAACAUACCUGCUGUAUCACCCAUGACGCUCCAAAUACAAAAACUGAGAGAGGCCAUUGACCAUCAGCUAUUAGAUUAUCAAAAGAAGGAUCUAAAUGAACUGGUUGAUCUCAUUCAAUCUCUCAAGAAGCGUGAACUAUCUCUUUGUUUAUUUAAUCCUGCAUUCUUGAAACAAAAGAUAGUCGAGGCUUACGAAGUGAUCCAUCUCUUUAAAUACCCUGAAAACUCAAUUGCUACCACACCUUCGCUUGAUCAUCGUCACCUGAAUGAUGAUGACAAUGAUUCUUCCCCUAAUUCAUCGGUUGCUGCUAUCCUUUCUUCUUUGGAAGGCAUGACGUUGAAUAAAAAGAAGAGAGUCUUUGGUGAUAUCUUUUUCCCCUAUGUCAAGGCCACAGGUAUCCGACAUGCACCCAAAGUAACCAUUCAUUUAUUGGAUACAGUUCCUUUAGAUGAUCUUGCGUUCAACAUGUAUGACAAAAAGACUCUCACAAAAAAGGCUCAUCAAGCCUAUAUCGAGAUUUAUGGUGAUGGAUCUAGUGCUUUCCGUGAAUUACAUUAA
This is a messenger RNA of Rhizopus microsporus ATCC 52813, 1026 nucleotides long. RefSeq lists its product as uncharacterized. Bases 1 to 1026 code for a protein of 341 amino acids. The transcript is spliced from 4 exons. The record is from RefSeq and is a predicted model, not a curated record. Gene Ontology annotation, molecular function: RNA binding. Gene Ontology annotation, cellular component: spliceosomal complex. Gene Ontology annotation, biological process: positive regulation of mRNA splicing, via spliceosome. NCBI's taxonomy places the organism in Eukaryota, Fungi, Mucoromycota, Mucoromycetes, Mucorales, Rhizopodaceae.